GGGAGCUCCGGGGCCGGUGCGACGCUGCCGGGGCCGCCGCCGCCGCCCAUGGAACCCAACGGGACGGCGGCGGCGGGGGGCAACGCCUCGGCGGCGGGGGGCGGCGGCCCCGGGGGCGGCCCCCUGCUCAUCCCCUCGGCCUUCGGGACGGUGCUGUCGGUGAUGUACGUGGCCGGGGUGGCGGGGAACGUCUACACGCUGGUGGUGAUGUGCCACUCGGCGCGCUGCGCCGCCCCCAUGUACAGCUCCAUCGUCAGCCUGGCCCUGGCCGACCUGCUCUACCUCUCCACCAUCCCCUUCAUCGUCUGCACCUACCUGGCCCAGGACUGGUACUUCGGGGACCUGGGGUGCCGCAUCCUGCUCAGCCUGGACCUGCUCACCAUGCACGCCAGCAUCUUCACCCUCACCCUCAUGUGCACCGAGCGCUACCUGGCCGUCACCCGGCCUCUGGACACCCUGAAGCGGUCGCGAGGCUACCGGAAGGUCACGGCUGGGGCCGUCUGGUCCGUCUCGCUGCUCCUGACUCUGCCCAUGAUGCUGAUGGUCACCCUGACCGAGGGGGGCAAGGCAGAGGGCAAGGUGAAGAGGAUGUGUGCGCCCACCUGGAGCGUGGAUGCCUACCGGACCUACCUGACAGUGCUCUUCAGCACCAGCAUCAUGGCCCCAGGAAUCAUCAUCGGCUUCCUCUACACGCGCCUGGCCAGGACCUACCUAGAGUCCCAGAGGAACCCCCCCCACAAGGAAAAGAGCAAGAGGUCUCCACGGCAGAAGGUCCUCAUCAUGAUUUUCAGCAUCGUGCUGGUCUUCUGGGCCUGCUUCCUGCCCUUCUGGAUCUGGCAGCUGGUACGGCUCUACAGCAGCUCCCUGCAGCUCACCACCCAAACCCAAAAGUGCAUUAACUACCUGGUGACCUGCCUGACCUACAGCAACAGCUGCAUCAACCCCUUCCUCUACACCCUGCUCACCAAAAACUACCGGGAGUACCUGCGCAACCGGCACCGCAACUUCUAUAGGUUCACAUCCUCCUUUCGCAAGAGGGGCUCCAACCUCCAGUGCUCCUGGGGACGGUCCAUGUCCUCCAGCAACCAGUACGACUACAGCUCGGAGGCCCUGGGCAUGGCCACGCUGAAGGACAAGUGAGGAAGAGGAGGCGCUCCGGAGACACCAGGACCAGCAGAGCAUCUGGCCAAGGUAGAGCUUUGGGACACCUUAGCCCUGAAAGGUCCUAAAAACUCUUUUCUGGUGGGCACUAGUUAGGGGCAAGAAGUUGCGUGAACCCAGGUAGUGUGAGAUGCCUCUGAAUUUCGGGCUGGCACAGGGCUGUCAGGGGGGUCCUGCCGGCAGCCACCAGCCAUGUGGGACAAAUCCUUCAGGGUUUGGGGUGCAGAAGGUAAGGGGGAUGCUCAGAUGCACCGCAGACUCUUUUCCCACUUUGCUGUUUUGCCCGGCUCCGGCUCAGCACAGCCUCCCUGCCGUGUGGUUUUUGGGUGCUGUCUUCAGGGUGCAGCAGGGUCAGGUCCGCAAAAGUCUGAGGCUGCUGUUGGUUAGUGUAGCUGCGAGCCCUGGGUUUGCCCUAUGUAUUACCACUGCCUGAUUCCAGACAGCGUAGAGAGACCUUUAAGCCCCUUUUUCCUAUUGCUUGUUACGUUAUAGCACACUACAGUUUCACCAAGCUUAAAGUCUGUAUUUUAAAAUGCAUUGCAGCAGCACUUUGAACUCCAAGCAUGCAAAAAAUCAGAAGUUAAACUGUCAAAAACUGCAGGAUUACCUAAAAAAAAAUAAAAUAAAAUAAUGCAUUUUUUUAAGG
Falco peregrinus (peregrine falcon) is the source of this 1807-nucleotide messenger RNA. Its product is annotated as urotensin-2 receptor-like. The record is from RefSeq and is a predicted model, not a curated record. The transcript has a single exon. Gene Ontology annotation, cellular component: membrane. Gene Ontology annotation, molecular function: urotensin II receptor activity. Lineage: Eukaryota; Metazoa; Chordata; Aves; Falconiformes; Falconidae. Gene Ontology annotation, biological process: neuropeptide signaling pathway; regulation of blood pressure; blood vessel diameter maintenance. Bases 49 to 1140 code for a protein of 363 amino acids.